Messenger RNA from Rhagoletis zephyria (snowberry fruit fly), 805 nucleotides. It is a transcript of the gene l(2)34Fc, whose product is annotated as reeler domain-containing lethal (2) 34Fc. Gene Ontology annotation, cellular component: membrane. The record is from RefSeq and is a predicted model, not a curated record. Lineage: Eukaryota; Metazoa; Arthropoda; Insecta; Diptera; Tephritidae.
AACCUACGCUUUUAAAUCUCUACUGAUUGCUUUUAGGCGGCAUUACAAAUAAAAAAUUUACACAAUUUACACACAACUUUCAUUAUUCGCAAGAACUUAUUCACAUGUACUAUGUUAUGUACAUAGUACGUAUGUAUAUCUAUGCACGUAAUUUUCCUCUUCCCAUACGUAGUUUUACGUCUGCCAACAUGUUCCGCUUACUCCUGUUAAUCGCCUGUUUGGCCGUGCCAGCCUACAGCAACUCAGCCGGUGCUCCGAAAGCCAUCUGCACAAAUGGUUUAACACCUGAACAUGGCCUCGAUGGGCAAAGCUCCGCCGUCCCUUACAGAUUCUCUGGCGACAGCAAGGCCAACAAUGGUAAAGUUUCUCUAGCCUUAGGUGGUUCGCAGGGUUUCUUGGGUUUCGCCAUACAGGCGCGUGAUGCCAACGAUAAGCCAGUGGGUACAUUUAAGGUGGUCGACAGCAGUACGUCACAAACACUUAGUUGCAGCAAUCCCGAUGACACACUUACGCACAAGAAGAUCCCGCACGAUAAUCCCAUCAAGAGUGUGGCUUUCGCCUGGGAACCAGCCGGUUACAAGGGCAAAGUGAAAUUUGUUGCCACCGUUGCCAAAGAUGGCGGUACCUACUGGAUUCGUAAGGUGCUGAAAGAGGUCGAGGUUUAAGUUGGAGUGUUGAGUAUUACAGGAAUGUUUGAAUAUAAACUUUGCAAAAUUAAGUGAAAUUGGUUAUGAAUCUAAAUUCUAGAAUGGUUUUUAAAAACCUUAAACUGUUAAAUAAAACUGAAGAGUAUUUUUGUGUGAUA